CCACCACCAUGGCGUCGGAGGCUCCAGAGCCCCAGAGCUUGAAAUCAUGGCAGGACUCAUUUCAAUAUCCAAUUCCCACCGUGCGGCGUGUCGAACAGGAGCUUCGCCGAGACAUCGCAAGCAAUAAGGAGAGGCUCCGGGCUUUGGUCGGAACGAGAUAUCGCGAGCUCGUCGGAACUGCCGAGACCAUUGUUUCUAUGAACCAUGAGAUCCAGGAGACGGAAUCAAACCUAACCGAUGUUGGACGGAGAUGCAACCCACGACUGGUAGAGAGGAAGCACGCACACUACAACCAGAUAAAACGGGAUGAGGCCGAGAAAGAUGCGGACAAGCGAGCGUUCGGAGCUCAACUCUCUCUACUUCAUCGGUGCACGGCCUCUAUCUCGAAACUCCUGAGGAAACGGAGCUCCCUGUUGCUGAUAGCAAAGAUUCUGGUCAUCUCUCGGCUUCUACAUAAAACUCUUACGCAGCAGGAGACUGUACCGCCAUUCCUGGAAAGUCUGCGCAACCAAUUAGCCCAUCUUCGGCAAACGCUUUCGAAAAGGAUCAAUAAACGCCUCGCAUCUAUGAAUUCUACCGCAGAUGAUAUCAUCGAAGCUCUGGCAGCAUAUUGCUUAGCGACCAGUUCGUCCUCAGAUGAUGCCAUUCGUCAUUUCCACCAAGUUCGUUUAGAUGUCAUCGGAAACCAGCUAGAACUUACCGAUUUGUCGGGGGGAAAUGUCCUAAAGACCUUACGACUAUACAUUCGCACACUCCAGACUUCCAAGGUUCUACUGUCCCGCCGGUUAUCCGAUGCUCUUGGCAAAUUGAAGGCACGGCCAUUAUUGACAGACCCUGAAAUUCGGAAUGUGGAUGAUUUGGGCAUUGACGUGUUGGGGCGUUGGGUUGCCCCGGCUGUCAAUAACUUCACCCCUUGGAUCAAGCUAAGUGAAUUGACUAAAUCAGAUGCUGAGAAGAUAAUCAAGCAAUGGUCAAAUCAAGCAUUCCAAAGUCUAGUCAAAAGUUGCCAGAAGAGCUUGGCGAGCUGGCAUGACUUUUACGAUCUCCUAUCACUUCGAAAGAAGACAUUAGAGAUCUGGCUCAGCUCGUGGAGCUCCACGCCAACACAUUCAUCUUUGAGUGUACUGGAAGGAAUUCGGUCUAUCUUCAAUGGGCAGCUCACGAGAGUGUUAUCCGAAGAAGCCAAGAAACUGGAGGUCUUCGGAAAAGACAUCUCGUCCAUUAUCUCUAGCUGGGAUAGUAAAGAGCAUGCUGAUACCGAGUCACUAUGGGAUCCUGGCCUCAUCUCCUUGGAUUACUCAAAUGGUGCUGCAACUUUCAAACAAGCUAUUGUGGACAGACUACUUGGUCAGGAUGAGGAUAUCUCUACAGUGCUGAAGAAAUAUCGAAUCUGGGCUUCAGCUAUCCAAGGGGCCAGGGAGUCUAUCGAGGACUUGAAACGAGCAAGAUGGGUUGACAUAAUUGAUGAUGGCGAAGAUGAGGACCCUGAUGUGGAUAUUACCGCCACACUGAGUGAAGAUGAUCCUCAUUUAUUACGAGAAGCACUUCAAGUAGCUACCAGACAAGCAUUUGAUGAUCUUCAAUCGUCAUUCAGCGUUACUUUUGAAGCUUUUGGGAACUCGAACCAAAAUGCAAAGGCUGCAUUCCUGCUUCGGCUCAUUAGACUCGUUCGGAGAAAUCUCCCUGCUGAGUUCAUCUCGGAUGACUUUACCUUCUCGGGCGGCAUUGUUCCUAAACUACAGGAAAUGAUUGCUACAGAAGUUGUCGCUCCCACGACUCCAUUGCGCUUGUUAACGAACUCGCAAAACAAGGUGCAAGGUCGGACCCUAUGGGAAGGCAUUCCAGAAUUACCAGUUCAGCCUUCAGCAUCAACAUUCAAGUACAUACGCCGACUUGUGUCGUCCAUGGAAAAAUCUGGUGCAGAUCUUUGGGAUCCAUCUACCGUUCAGGUUUUGAAGAAAUUGCUCCAGAAAGCAAUGUCAACGUCCUUCGCAUCUGCUCAUGACAGGCUGGAGUCAUCCAUCAAAUCAGAACAGAAGGAUAAGCAAACGGAAGAAACGAAGGCAAGCGAGGAUGAUGCCGAUGACAGCACAGAGCAAUCAGAGGCCAGCGCAGAACAAUCAAAGACGACCGGAGAACAACCAGAGGCGAACGCAGAUUAUAUCCAGGACUGGAAGAUUCAGCUAUUUUUCGAUGCUAUCUACCUAAAAAAUGUACUAGUAGCCAAGGACCUCGAGCAAAAGGAGCUGGAUGAAGUUGUCGAAAGGCUCCGGGGCAGUCUUGGGUCGAAGGCGCCGGUCAUGGCCAAAACCAUGGAAAAGGCAGCUCAAGAAUACUGGGGACGCACGAGGUUAUUAUUUGGACUUCUGGCGGUUGGUGUUGAGUAAGAUGCCGAGGGUUUCAUUGCCUUUUAUACUGUAUAUAUCGUUAUUGUGGGCAACAGGCUUGCUCGAUGGCUUGAAUGAAUUAACAAAUAGAUUAUUCUGAUAGCAGUCUUGUCCCUAGUCGAUGAUCCCUGUGUCCAUGCAGGUACAGUGCCGUGGAUACGAAUAAUCAGGAACAAACGGGAUUUACCCAAUCAUCCAUGGUAUGACGGG
This is a messenger RNA of Aspergillus wentii DTO 134E9, 2597 nucleotides long. RefSeq lists its product as uncharacterized. NCBI's taxonomy places the organism in Eukaryota, Fungi, Ascomycota, Eurotiomycetes, Eurotiales, Aspergillaceae. The coding region runs from base 9 to 2387 and encodes 792 amino acids. The transcript is spliced from 3 exons. Gene Ontology annotation, biological process: intra-Golgi vesicle-mediated transport. The record is from RefSeq and is a predicted model, not a curated record. Gene Ontology annotation, cellular component: COG complex; Golgi apparatus.